AAAAAGCGUGGCGACAGCGCUGUUACCCUUCUCACCGGUGUCGACCCGCGGAACAUCAUUCCCUCUUCGUCCGACGAAGAAGACCAACCGCUGCCUGGAGAUAGACUGCCAACACCUUCUACCCAGAGAGCAUCCCAUAACCUUCGAACUCGCAAAGCAACGCAAAGUAAGCUCAGUUAUGAUCAGAGGUAUCACCCAAUGGACGAUAGCCUGCGACCAUCGCAAGCAGCUAAGCGUCGCUCUAUGCACGGGGAAGAUGAAGCCUCCUCAAAUGAAUCAAGCAUCUCCUAUCCUGAGUGUACUGACACUGACGUAGAGAACGCUCCCGAUAGUGAGAGUGAGGGUGAAGGGAGACCCGCACCAGCCAGGAAGGGCAAGAAACGCACCAGGGCUGAAGUUGGAUCUCUCCAGGCAACUCGACGUUCUUCGCGCAAGGUCUCCAAUCGUAAUUUCUCGUACAGCAUAAAAGUUCACCCCCAGGAUAGGGACCUGGAAAUAUCGAGUGAUGAGAGCGGUACGACUGAGAAGGUAGCCAGCAAACGAAGGAAGCAUGGCUCCGGUGGCUCUGAUAGUCCCACGUCGACCUGGAUGGAGCCCUUAUGUGAGAUACUGACUGCGCAUACAGACUCGCUACUCAAGACCUCUUCCUCGCCGUCAUUGGUCGCUACUCCUCCGCCGUAUGGGAUUCGUCGUAUGGAGGGGUUGGAUGUCUGGAAACGAUCACCGGGCCACCGUUACUUCCCGCAUGACCGGAACUCUCAUCUUGUUCUUCCGAGCCAGCCUUUCGAUAUAUUUACAGAGCGCCUGGAAGACCAACUGGAACGGGAAGCGAACGCCUCUUCGCCCCUGAGGUUUGAUCAUGACGAUAAGGAGAACCUACUUUCAAAUCCUGGCCAUGACCCAACUCCCGAUCCUCUUCAGGGUAUUUCUAUCAUACCAGCUUCGCAACAUCGGCAGUCAAGCGAGAACAAACAUGCUUCUCAUCAGAUCGCCGUGGCUAACUACGCCUUGUAUGAUGAUCCGCCACGAACUCCGACAUACGGCCUUGGUGGCAGCGAUGGGGCCCACGAUGAGAUACAUCACACCAUCAAAAGCAAGCUUACAUUGGAAUCUCUGCAUGAACACAGAUUGAGUGAGCAACUGCCUCAAGUCUCUACACACCAUCAAGACCAAGACCAGGCGAACGAUUACGAUUCCGUUAUAGGGAUGUCCUCAAGCACAACCACCGACAUUGAUUCUGUUGUGGGAGUGUUUUCUUCGGUCUCUACAUCUGCUCAGUAA
This is a messenger RNA of Dothidotthia symphoricarpi CBS 119687, 1281 nucleotides long. RefSeq lists its product as uncharacterized. The annotation marks the transcript as partial. The transcript has 2 exons. NCBI's taxonomy places the organism in Eukaryota, Fungi, Ascomycota, Dothideomycetes, Pleosporales, Dothidotthiaceae. The record is from RefSeq and is a predicted model, not a curated record.